ACUGUAGGAUCAGCUGUUGCGGUGUUUUUGAAUCAGUGGCGCUUAAAUGACAGAUGAGGCGAUAUUCCGGUGUUUCUGUGUAAAUUAUGAAUAAGACUCUGUGUGAGUCAAUUAGAUGGUAUGUCAGUCAAAUAAAGGGAUCAAAUCCUGAAGACAUUGCUGAUGGUGAUAACUUUACAUGUGUCGAGUUUAAUGAGUCUGGAGAAUUGUUAGCUACUGGUGAUAAAGCAGGUCGUGUUACGGUUUUUAGAAAUAAUAAAGAUGCUGGAUUAUAUGAUAUUUAUUGCACAUUUACUAGUCAUGAACCAGAAUUCGAUUACUUAAAAUCUCUGGAGAUCGAAGAAAAGAUUAAUUCAAUUACUUGGCUUCAAGCAUACUCUUCCGCUCAUCAUCUUCUUUCAGCUAAUGAUAAAACCAUUAAAUUGUGGAGAUUAUCAGAAAGACACUAUGAAGCCUAUAAUUUUAAUAUACGUGACGAUGAGAAUGCUAGUUUAUGGGAUGAAAGCACGGAUCGACUGAAUAUGAUCGGACCACCAAUUCCUCACAUAAUAACUCCAGAUAAACUGCGUAUUCCGAAGUUUCGUAAAUCUCGUCAUCUUACAAUUGAAGCCCGCCCACGACGUUUAUUUGCUAAUGCUCAUGCUUAUCAUAUAAAUGCGGUUUCUGUAAAUUCUGACCAAGAAACAUUUCUUUCGGCUGACGAUUUACGCAUUAAUCUUUGGCAUUUAGAUGUGUCCGAUCAAUCAUUUACUAUUGUCGAUUUAAAACCCUCAAAUAUGGAGGAUUUAAGUGAAGUUAUUACUUGUUCACGGUUUCACCCUGUUCAAUGUAAUAUACUCGCCUAUUCAACUAGUCGAGGUUUGAUUCGGUUAUGCGAUAUGCGAUAUCGUGCUCUAUGUGACAAUCAUGUACUUGUGUUUGAGGAUCCAAGUCUUUCACAAAAUCUGGGAUUUUUCGCCGAUAUUAUUGCAAGUUUAUCAGAUUUUCGCUUCGGUCAUACUGGAAAUUAUCUUUUAGCCAGAGAUUAUUUAACACUGAAAAUUUGGGAUAUGAGAAUGGGCGAUCGACCGUGUGAAAUUUAUUCAGUUCAUGAACCAUUUCGAUCACAACUUUGUAUGUUGUAUGAAAAUGAUGCUAUUUUUGAUAAAUUCUUAUGUGGAUGGUCUGAUGAUGAUAGGUAUGCAAUAACGGGAUCUUACGGCAACCUCUUUCAUAUAUUUGACCGUCACAAUGGCUUUGAUUGGUUGUAUGACCUUGACGAUUCAAACAAUCCUUAUAGCACGAAUUCUGCAUGUAAUACUGGGAAUUACUUAUCACCUAAACGUUUUAUGUCUCCUGAUGAUCCCAUUGGAAGUCGGUUAGGUUUAUCGUCAAUUUUCGUAGCACCGUUGGAUGCUGUGGAAGCUCUCUUUCCAGAAACUACAAGUCAAACCAGUUCGCAUAGCAGCCAUAGUGAUAGUGAUUGGAAUAAAUUUGACGAUAGUUCGAACACCUUAGAGGUGUCACCUGGUAGAACGAAGCUAUCUAACUGUCAAUUAGAAGAUCUCAACCCUCCAGAGAAUACUCCCUCAGCACCUCCAACAGGUUCGAAGCGUCGAAAGCAAAUCCUUCCUUCUCGUGCCGACAAUUCUACUGAUUCCCAUUGUGCUGUACAAAGUGAACACGAAAAAGCCCGUAGUAGUCACCACAAAAGUAAACAUCGUCAUCGCAACAAUCAUUCUCAAUAUGAGAGGAUAGAGAAAUGUGGAUACGGUGUUAGUUCUUCUUGCACAGAACAGAACUUAAAUGAUAGUCAUGAGUUAUCAAGUGUCAUUUUAAAUUCACUGCCUGUCAAAAAUAUGCCUAUCGAAGAAUUUCAAUCGGGGACGUCAGCUGUCCCUGGAAUGCACCAGAUACACUGUCAACGUAAAAUACUUCACUUAUCAUGGCAUCCAAAGAAAUUCCUUACAGUAGCUCUAUCGGGUAAUCAGAUGUUUCUUGUUUCAGGUCAGCCGACAUUCAGUGGUACAUUGCCUUCACAGAAGGAUUCGAGUCAUUGCUCUUCCUGUUUAUCUAAGUCAACUGACGAUGAGAACAACAUAUCUAGUGGACAAUGUGAAGCGAGAUCCACACCUAUAAGAGAUAAAGUAACUUCUAUUUCAUUCAAAAGUUCAAACGUGAAAGCUGCUAAACGUCGUCGCCGACGUCAUCAUCAACCAGAUGGUUCAAAUUUGGUCAAUGCUUUCCCCAACUUAACUGAUAGGAGAGAGAAUCAAAUUUCUGAUAUUGAUGUCCUUCCUGAUGGUUCUGUGGUUCGCGGAAUGGAUUACACAACGAAUUAUGAAGCUGACCACGAAGAUAAUUAUGAUGAGCGACAUACCUCUGAAACACAACUAGAUUCUAUAAGCUCUGAUCCGAAAAGUGAAAGCGUCCCAUGUAUAAAUUCCUUAUUUCCGUUAUCAAGAGAAACAUUCUCAACUAAUUUGAACGAUGUUUUACAGUGAUCAUGUUUUUCUUAUCAUUUUGAUUGUCUUCCUUACCAUGUCUCCAAUUUUUGCCUGACUUCAUCUCAGGGUUGACAUAUUUCCAUUAUCAAUUUCUAAAUCAUCAAAGGUGUCGUUGUUAAUGCUGAAAGAGUAUUUCAUAUAUUUUGGGAUAAAUGCACAAUAGUACAUGCAUAAUAACAUACGCACACACACGUAGGCGGGCAGAGAGACAUGAGUUCAGAUAUUCAUAAUCUCUUCCCUGUAAGAAUGCUGACUCACAAUAUCAUGUUGCACACUGCUAUUUUAUAGUCUUCUAUUAAGAAAUAUAUUUCCUACCCAUCAUUUCCCUUUGCAAUGUCUAUUCAUUCUGAGCUUGAUUGUGUUUCAUCCGCAUAAGAUAUGCGUGCCUUUACAGUACAAAUUAUUGUAAAUGAACUCGAAGAAUUGUAAAUGACUAACUGGAAAUCUUUUCCCUAGGUUGUAUUCCAUUUCAAAAGUAUAACGUUGUAUAUUUUUCGUGCAUUUCUAAUUUAGCAUAAAUUAUACAACAUGAA
Messenger RNA from Schistosoma spindalis, 3019 nucleotides. NCBI's taxonomy places the organism in Eukaryota, Metazoa, Platyhelminthes, Trematoda, Strigeidida, Schistosomatidae. The record is from the annotation of a GenBank genome assembly.